Oncorhynchus kisutch (coho salmon) is the source of this 3527-nucleotide messenger RNA. Its product is annotated as gliomedin-like. The record is from RefSeq and is a predicted model, not a curated record. NCBI's taxonomy places the organism in Eukaryota, Metazoa, Chordata, Actinopteri, Salmoniformes, Salmonidae. The transcript has 11 exons. Bases 469 to 2643 code for a protein of 724 amino acids. Gene Ontology annotation, cellular component: cell surface. Gene Ontology annotation, biological process: signal transduction.
ACACACACACACACAACACAACGAGGAGUACCAUUCUGUCCUCAGUGAGCCCACCAAGUCUCUUCUCUUCAGAUCAGACAUAGAGAUCAGGACAUAUCUCCUUCGGGAAAUCUUUGAUGCUAUUUGGAACACUUGGACCAGAUUCUUCUUCAGACUGGACUCGACAUCCAGACGCAGUCUAGAGUUUGGGACUACAGAUACAUGCUCUGUUCUGUUGGAUUGGAAUUGGACCUGAUUUCUUUCUCAGACGUACAGUAUCUAUGGUCUGGAGUGGACAUAUACACUUCUGUCCUCUUGGAUUCUAUUGGAAUUGCAGACUCCCUCUUUAGGAGAAAGAGUAUUUAUUGGAUUCUGCUCUAACCCACUAGACUAGAAUCUUCCAAGAAGACUUACUCCCCUUGUGUUUUUGGAUUCUGUUGGAGAAGAUAUACUUCUUGGACUGUCUCUAACCAUAUUAUCCGGCUCUGAAUGCUGAAGCUAGUCGCUGACUCCAGGAAGGGAGGAGGUGGAGGAGGGAUUGGAGGGUGUGAGAUGCUCCCCUCACGCCCAAGUCUGUCUGUCUCCCUGCGGGUGAUUAUAUAUGGGACGUGUGCCUUGGCACUGGUCAACACUGUGGCUCUCCUGGUGCUCCUGGUGCAACAGAACCAGCUGUGGAGCCGUGUGGAGCUCACCGAGGCCAGGCUGGAGGAGGUGGAACAGAGCUCCGUGGUGGAGUUCCUCCAGGAGGUGCCCCGAGGAGGUGUAACAGCAGGAGGCGCAGGGAGGCUGGCGGAGCUAAGAGGAGGCCCAGGGUGGCUGGCAGGGCUGCGUGGAGGAGGUGCAGGAGGAGGUGAACGGGGUCUGGGGAAAGAGCAGAGGGAGCAGGGGGAGUACCAGUACUCCCGUAACAAGAGGAGUCGUGAGCUGGAGAGGGAGAUACGACAGGAGUUAAAGGAGGAGCUGAGGCUAGAGCUGAGGGAGCUGAACCAUCAGGAGAGACUGGAACUCCUGCAGGAGGUGACCCAGGGGCUACAUCAGGGGCAGGAGGUGACCCAGGGGCUACAUCAGGGGCAGGAGGUGACUCAGGGGCUACAUCAGGGGCAGGAGGUGACCCAGGGGCUACAUCAGGGGCAGGAGGUGACCCAGGGGCUACAUCAGGGGCAGGAAAUGGGGCGAGGUGGGCUGGACACAGGAGAGGAGGUACACCACAGGUUGAGGGAAAAGAUGGACAAGGAGAUAGACAAGAAGAUGGACAAGGAGAUGGACAAGGAGAUAGACAAGGAGAUGGGGAAGGAGAUGGGGAAGGAGAUGGGGAAGAAGAUGAGACAUGAGCUGAACCACAAACACAGGAAGACAAAGGGCUUCCAGAAGACUGAGAUACAGGACGACAUGAUGAUGAUGAUGACCUAUUCUAUGGUGCCGGUCAAAGUGUUGUUGGAUAUCUGUAACAGCACCAAGGGAGUCUGCAUAGCUGGACCACCUGGACCUCCUGGACCCCCUGGGCUACCUGGCCUGCAUGGUCUGCCUGGGCACAAUGGCACUGAUGGCAUCCCAGGACUAGAUGGACUGCCUGGGGCUGAUGGAAAACGAGGGAAGAGAGGUGAGAAAGGUGAGCCAGGGGAGAAAGGAGACAGAGGAGACCCUGGACCCGCAGGAGAAAAUACACAAUCGUCCAACGAUGUCAUCUUGGAGGGCCCCCCAGGUCCGGCUGGUCCUCCUGGUACUCCAGGCCCCAUUGGCCCUCCUGGACCUCCUGGCCCACAAGGACCCCAGGGGCCCCCCAGAAACAGGAGUCACCGGGCCAAUCUUCCCAUCCACGCUGCCCAGACCCUGGAUCCAUCACAUGCUGUACCAAACGAUGGGACUCUGUCUGCCAAAGAGGCUGGGAAGUUACAAGAGAUACCACUAAAUAAGAAAAAUGAGUGCAUCAUCAAGUCACUGAUCAACCCCCGUAACAUAUCUAAGAUGGAGAGUACGUUCGGAACGUGGAUGGAAGACACGGCUGUGCUGAACGACAAACGCAUCUGGGUGGCCGAACAUUUCUCUGGUCGCACGGUGAAGGAGUAUAAGAGCAUCGCCUCAUUCCAGAAUGCCACCAGUGAGGUCAUUGAUGGCAGGAAGUUCUACCAGGGGUGUGGCCAUGCCGUUCAUAACGGAUCCUUCUACUAUCACAUCGCUGGAACCACCAACCUGGCCAGGUUCGACCUGCAGUCCAAGCGUCUCCACACCCUGGCCAUCGACAAUGCUCUGUACCACAACCUGUCCUACCUUCUCUACAACUCCAAGACCUACUUCAAGCUGGCGGCGGAUGAGAACGGCCUGUGGCUCAUCUUUGCCUCCAGUCUGGACGACAGCAUUAUGGUGGCCCAGCUGGACCUGAAGAGCUUCUCUGUCACAUCGUACAUCAACACCACCUACCCCAGGACCAAGGCCGGCAACGCCUUCGUGGCCUGUGGCGUACUCUACGUCACCGACACCAAGGACACCCGUGUGACCUUCGCCUUCGACCUCCUGAAGGGGAAACCGGUCAACGUGACCUUUGAACUGAGGUCCCCUGGCGGGGUGCUGGCCAUGCUGUCCUAUAGCCCCAAUAACAGACACCUGUAUGUGUGGGAUCAGAGCUACGUGAAGCUGUAUGUGGUGCACUUCAUCUCUGAUGACUGAGACAGUGUUUUGACAGUAUUCUGAGGGUGUUUUGACAGUAUUCAGAUGGUAUUUUAAUGGUAUUCUGAUUAAAGAUGGCCAGCUUUUUAAAUUGCUUAAUUAAAGAUGAACAGCAAUCGUGAAUAUUAUGGCUAUGUUUUAUUUAUAAUAUGUACGUGUUGUCUUUAGUUUUAUGCCAUCUCAACAAGGACUCUUUUCCAAUGGCCUUUUGGGACUGCUGGCUGGGAUAAAAAACCUUUAUGUGAGUGCUGUUCAAAUAUUUGUUUCAAUUGGAUUACAGCUUCCAAAGAUGCACAUACUGUACCUUUUCCAAUGUAGAGUUGAACUGAAUAAGGGCUUAUCAGAGUAGGAAGUAGAUCAUUAUAAUAGAAUUGUUAUAGUCUAUAUUGUAUUGUGGCGAUGGUUUAAACAGUAAAAUAAUUGCUGUACUGUUUUCCAUGUUUUUCCAUUUGAGAUCGUGGAAUUCUCUUUUUGUAAGGAUACUUAUUAACCACUUGACUUGUUAUAUUGUUUUUAUGUCUCUCACUUGUAUAUUAUAUUUAUUUGGUAAAUGUAACUCUUUAAGGUCUACCCUGAAAACAUGGCUUUUUGUGGAGAUAAUACUAUUUAUAGCUGUAAAGUCCUUACUAGACUUUCCCUGUGACUGCAUGACAAAAUAUGUAUCAGAAAUGUGUUUCCAUAUUUACUUGGAUCCUACCAUGACCAGCAUCCCUUGGAGAGCAAAAUGUUUUAAAAAGACCUAUAUUGGAAAUCUGUACAUAUGUUUAUUCCCGACAAUGAUAUUUGCUGCUGCGUGGUCUCUACUGAUUAUCAUGUCUAGAGAGAGAAAUACAGAAACCUGAUGAAAUAAAAAUGAUUUAUUCAACUUACAAAGGUAGAACUUU